AUGGCAGAAAAACGCAAAUAUGCCGAAGAGCUCAACCCAACCACAAGCCCUACCUUACGAUCCGCUCAGACUGAGAGCCAAUCCGAAGAUUCAGAGGCAGAGGAGCAACAGGUGUUGGAUAAGAGUGUCGCCAGCGAACUGUCCCCUACCAGUCCAACGACCCCUUCCUGUCGAGUGUCGCGAAUGGAAGCAAAAGAAGUGGAUUCGUGUCAACAAAUGGCCUCGAAUUGGAUCCAACAGUUGAUUCUGAAGCUCCACUUCUUGACGUUCAGAAUCCAAAAGCAAAUCAUUCGCUUGUCUUCACUUCAAAAGCCAACUCUAAUUAAUUCCGAUUAUCUCAUCGACGGUCCGCCGAAUUUAUCGUCAAAAAUCAUUUCAUUGAAAAAAACUUUGUACAUUCAAUACCGAGAACUCGAGUAUUUGAGAGCAGCUCUCAGACUGAAUUCAUCCGCAUAUUCAUCCAAAUAUAAUCCCAAUGUGUGUCCCAUUCAGACAGACGUAGACAUAAUGGGCUCCAAUCGGUGCCUCAACGGCGCCCAAGUCAUUGAUGAAUCAAAUAUCACCCAUCAGUUGGAUCAGUCAUUAAUGGCGACGCUGGCCACCCCUCCGGCGACGCCCCAAUCGAAAGGCUCAUCUUCUAGUCUAUCACCUCAUGAUAAUGAAUGUCUGAUUGGACACCAAACCGAUUCCGAUAUGUUUUACACCAAUUGCUAUCAUAAUUCUAAUUAAUUGGCGUUUUCUUUGCCUCUUAAGACAAAACACAAAUCGUUUGCUGUUUUGUAAGCUUUUAAAUUAUAUUUAUAUAUACUGUAUGUUAUUAUUUCUAGUUUUAAUCAAAUUGUUCAAAAUUAACUAUUUUUAUUGAUGAUAAUCAGUGCGAUAUUUUCGAUCAAAAUUUAAAUCAAAAAUAAUUAUAGUUUUUAAAAGUGAAGUAAAAAUGGAG
This is a messenger RNA of Oppiella nova, 943 nucleotides long. The record is from the annotation of a GenBank genome assembly. NCBI's taxonomy places the organism in Eukaryota, Metazoa, Arthropoda, Arachnida, Sarcoptiformes, Oppiidae.